AUGUCCAACAGCAGCUCCAUCACCCAGUUCCUCCUCCUGCCGUUCGCAGACACACGGGAGCUGCAGCUCUUGCACUUCUGGCUCUUCCUGGGCAUCUACCUGGCUGCCCUCCUGGGCAACGGCCUCAUCAUCACCACCAUAGCCUGGGACCAGCACCUCCACACCCCCAUGUACUUCUUCCUGCUCAACCUCGCCCUCCUCGACCUGGGCUCCAUCUCCACCAUUGUCCUCAAGUCCAUGGCAAAUUCCCUCUGGGACACCAGAGCCAUUUCCUAUUCAGGUUGUGCUGCGCAGGUAUUUCUGUCUUUGUUUCUCAUUUCAGCAGAGUUUUACCUUCUCACCAUCAUGUCGUACGACCGCUACGUUGCCAUCUGCAAACCCCUGCACCACGGGACCCUCCUGGGCAGCAGAGCUUGUGUCCACAUGGCAGCAGCUGCCUGGGCCACUGGGUUUCUCAAUUCUCUGCUGCAAACAGCCAAUACAUUUUCACUGCCCCUGUGCAAGGGCAAUGCCCUGGGCCAGUUCUUCUGUGAAAUCCCCCAGAUCCUCAAGCUCUCCUGCUCACACUCCUACCUCAGGGAACUUGGGCUUCUUCUGGUCAGUGCCUGUGUAGCUUUUAUGUGUUUUGUGUUCAUUGUGGUGUCCUAUGUGCAGAUCUUCAGGGCUGUGCUGAGGAUCCCCUCUGAGCAGGGACGGCACAAAGCCUUUUCCACCUGCCUCCCUCACCUGGCCGUGGUCUCCCUGUUCCUCAGCACUGCCGUGUUUGCCUACUUGAAGCCCCCUUCCAUCUCCUCCCCAUCCCUGGAUCUGGUGGUGUCUGUUCUGUACUCAGUGGUGCCUCCAGCAGUGAACCCCCUCAUCUACAGCAUGAGGAACCAGCAGCUCAAGGAUGCACUGAAGAAGCUGCUUCAAUCCGUCUUUCAGCAGCAAUAAGCUGACCACGUCUCUUCACAAGUGAUUUCCAGUCUAUCUGAGGAACCUCCUGUGCCUUGGGAAUUUUGCCUGUGGUAAUUCCAUUGCUCUGGUAAGAUCUGCAUGCACUCCACUUCUCCAGAGCUAUGAAUCCAGUCUGUCUGACACAAGGGUCUUUGCACACAUGUUUGGUGUGAUGGUACAGCUAGUCUCUCAUGUCACAGCUCUGUAAUAAAAAGGAUUCCCUCAAUGCAGUGUCUGCAGUUGGGCUCUUCUUGCAAAGCUGAGGUCAGGAACGGGCUGAAGAGAUUGUCCCUGUGAGGCCGUGCUGCAGUGCUGAUGUUCUC
Messenger RNA from Columba livia (rock pigeon), 1259 nucleotides. Its product is annotated as olfactory receptor 14J1-like. NCBI's taxonomy places the organism in Eukaryota, Metazoa, Chordata, Aves, Columbiformes, Columbidae. Gene Ontology annotation, biological process: G protein-coupled receptor signaling pathway. Gene Ontology annotation, molecular function: odorant binding; olfactory receptor activity; G protein-coupled receptor activity. The record is from RefSeq and is a predicted model, not a curated record. Gene Ontology annotation, cellular component: membrane. The transcript has a single exon. Bases 1 to 933 code for a protein of 310 amino acids.